Messenger RNA from Jaculus jaculus (lesser Egyptian jerboa), 10678 nucleotides. RefSeq names its product sidekick cell adhesion molecule 2 (gene Sdk2). The record is from RefSeq and is a predicted model, not a curated record. Lineage: Eukaryota; Metazoa; Chordata; Mammalia; Rodentia; Dipodidae. Gene Ontology annotation, molecular function: protein binding. The coding region runs from base 343 to 6861 and encodes 2172 amino acids. The transcript has 45 exons.
CGACCCGGACGCUUCGCCGGGGCUGCCGUGCCUGCGAGGGGAAGCCGGGAGUCGGGGUGCUAAGGGAAGGAGGCGCCCCGAGUUUGAAGGGCGGUGUGUGGCCUCGGUCUCGGCGCUUGACCCUCGCCUUCCGGGUGCAUCGCCCGCUGGGACUUGGACUGCGAGGAGGAGGAGGAGGAAGCCUGGGGGUCGCCGGAGCGGCCCCUCGGGGCGGAACGCGCCCGGGCUCAUAGACAGUCUCCCGGGAGAAGGCGCGGGGUGCGGGACCCCACCGGAUUAUAAAGCAGCGUGCAGGGGAAGAACCCUCACUCCCCGGAGAACAAUCCCGCCUGGCUGGCCACCAUGGGGAAGCUGCCGAUCUGGACUCUGCUGGCCCUGCAUCUGAUCCCUGCGGCUGGAGCCCAAGACGACGUGUCCCCAUACUUCAAGACGGAGCCCGUGCGCACGCAGGUGCACCUGGAGGGGAACCGCCUGGUCCUCACGUGCAUGGCCGAGGGCAGCUGGCCUCUGGAGUUCAAGUGGCUGCACAACAACCGGGAGCUGACCAGGUUCUCGCUGGAGUACAGGUACAUGGUCACCAGCCUGGACCGUACCCAUGCUGGCUUCUACCGCUGCAUCGUGCGUAACAGGAUGGGGGCCCUGCUGCAGCGGCAGACGGAGGUCCAAGUGGCCUACAUGGGGAGCUUCGAGGAGGGUGAGAAGCCCCAGAGCGUCUCCCACGGAGAAGCCGCGGUCAUCCGAGCGCCACGCAUCUCCAGCUUCCCGCGGCCGCAGGUGACCUGGUUCCGCGAUGGCCGCAAGAUCCCGCCUAGCAGCCGCAUAGCCAUCACGCUGGAGAACACCCUCGUCAUCCUGUCCACGGUGGCCCCCGACGCGGGUCGCUACUAUGUGCAGGCAGUUAACGACAAGAACGGGGACAACAAGACCAGCCAGCCCAUCACUCUUGCGGUGCAGAAUGUCGGGGGACCUGCAGACCCCAUUGCGCCCAGCAUCAUCAUCCCACCCAAGAACACCAGUGUGGUCGCCGGGACCUCGGAGGUGACCAUGGAGUGUGUGGCCAAUGCCAGGCCCCUGAUCAAACUGCACAUUGUCUGGAAGAAGGACGGGGCCCUGGUGUCCAGCGGCAUCAGCGAUUACAACCGCCGGCUCACCAUCCCCAACCCCACGGCCAGCGACGCGGGCUACUACGAGUGCGAGGCGGUGCUGCGCAGCAGCAGCGUGGCCCCUGUCACCCGGGGGGCCUACUUGUCGGUGCUGGAGCCGCCUCAGUUUCUCAAGGAGCCGGAGAGACACAUCACAGCGGAGAUGGAGAAAGUUGUUGACAUACCCUGUCGGGCAAAAGGGGUGCCCCCGCCCUCCAUCACCUGGUACAAGGACGCAGCGGUGGUGGAGGUGGAGAAGCUGGCCCGCUUCCGGCAGCGCAGCGACGGCAGCCUGCAGAUCAGUGGCCUGGUGCCUGACGACACGGGCAUGCUCCAGUGCUUCGCCCGCAACGCGGCUGGAGAGGCGCAGACCUCCACCUACCUGGCCGUCACCAGUAUCGCUCCCAACAUCACCAGGGGCCCCCUGGACAGCACGGUGAUUGAUGGCAUGUCAGUGGUACUGGCAUGUGAGACCUCGGGGGCACCCCGGCCAGCUAUCACUUGGCAGAAAGGGGAGCGCAUCCUGGCCAGCGGCUCUGUCCAGCUGCCUCGCUUCACACUGCUGGAGUCGGGAAGCCUGCUCGUCAGCCCCACGCACAUCUCUGAUGCGGGCACCUACACGUGCCUGGCCACUAACUCCCGAGGGGUGGACGAGGCCUCUGCAGACCUGGUAGUAUGGGCUCGGACCCGCAUCACCAAGCCACCCCAGGACCAGAGCGUCAUCAAGGGGACGCAGGCCUCUAUGGUGUGUGGAGUGACCCACGACCCCCGAGUGACUGUCAGGUAUGUAUGGGAGAAAGAUGGGGCCACCUUGGCCAUGGAGAGCAAUCCCCGGGUCCGCCUGGAGAGAAACGGCUCCAUGCACAUCUCACAGACGUGGUCAGGGGAUAUUGGCACCUACACCUGUCGGGUGCUCUCUGCCGGUGGCAACGACUCACGCAGCGCCCACCUGCGUGUCAGGCAGCUUCCCCACGCCCCUGAGCGCCCUGUGGCAACUCUCAGCACCGCGGAGAGGCGUGCCAUCAACUUGACGUGGGCCAAGCCCUUCGAUGGCAACAGCCCCCUGAUGCGCUACAUCCUGGAGAUGUCGGAGAACAACGCGCCCUGGACCGUCCUCCUGUCCAGCGUGGACCCCGAAGCCACCUCCGUGAUGGUCAAAGGUUUGGUUCCCGCGCGCUCCUACCAGUUCCGGCUCUGCGCCGUCAAUGACGUAGGCAAAGGACAGUUCAGCAAGGACACAGAGAGGGUUUCCCUCCCUGAGGAGCCCCCCACGGCCCCUCCACAGAAUGUCAUCGCUAGUGGCCGGACCAACCAGUCCAUCAUGAUCCAGUGGCAGCCGCCUCCUGAGAGCCACCAGAAUGGAAUCCUCAAGGGUUACAUCAUCAGGUACUGCCUGGCCGGGCUGCCCGUCGGGUACCAGUUUAAGAACAUCACGGAUGCUGACGUCAACAACCUGUUGCUGGAAGACCUCAUCAUUUGGACCAACUACGAGAUCGAAGUGGCCGCCUACAACAGCGCUGGCCUGGGUGUCUACAGCAGCAAGGUCACCGAGUGGACGCUGCAGGGAGUUCCCACGGUGCCCCCGGGCAAUGUGUUUGUAGAAGCCAUCAAUUCCACGGCCAUCCGCUUCACCUGGAAUGCCCCCAGCCCCCAGUUCAUCAAUGGUAUUAAUCAAGGCUACAAGUUGAUCGCCUGGGAACCACAGCAGGAAGAGGAGGUUACCAUGGUGACGGCCAGACCCAACUUUCAAGACAGCAUCCACGUGGGCUUCGUGUCUGGCCUGAAGAAGUUCACAGAGUACCUCACUUCCGUCCUUUGCUUCACCACCCCGGGAGAUGGGCCCCGCAGCAGCCCCCAGCUGGUGCGCACCCACGAAGAUGUGCCAGGGCCCGUGGGACACCUGAGUUUCAGUGACAUCCUGGACACCUCGCUGAAGGUCAGCUGGCAGGAGCCGGGAGAGAAGAAUGGCAUCUUGACAGGGUACCGGAUCUCCUGGGAGGAAUACAACCGAACCAACACCCGUGUGACCCACUACCUGCCCAACGUGACCCUAGAAUACCGCGUCACGGGCCUCACAGCCCUCACAACCUACACCAUUGAGGUGGCUGCCAUGACCUCCAAGGGCCAAGGGCAGGUGUCGGCCUCGACUAUCUCCUCCGGAGUGCCUCCAGAGCUCCCGGGGGCACCCACGAACCUGGGCAUUUCCAACAUCGGCCCCCGCUCUGUGACCUUGCAGUUCAGGCCUGGCUACGAUGGGAAGACCUCCAUCUCCCGGUGGCUGGUAGAGGCGCAGGUGGGCGUGAUCGGGGAGGGAGAGGAGUGGACCCUGGUCCAUCAACUCAGUAACGAGCCGGAUGUGCGCUCCAUGGAGGUGCCCGACCUCAACCCUUUCACCUACUACAGCUUCCGCAUGCGCCAGGUGAACAUCGUUGGCACCAGCCCACCCAGUCAGCCUUCUAGAAAGAUCCAGACCCUGCAGGCACCCCCAGACAUGGCUCCAGCCAAUGUGACCCUACGCACGGCCAGUGAGACCAGCUUGUGGCUGCGCUGGCUGCCCCUCCCGGAGAUGGAGUACAAUGGGAACCCCGAGUCAGUGGGCUACAAGAUCAAGUACAGCCGGUCUGAUGGCCACGGCAAGACGCUGAGUCACGUGGUACAGGACCGCGUGGAGCGCGAGUUCACCAUUGAGGAUCUGGAGGAGUGGACAGAGUACCGAGUCCAGGUCCAGGCCUUCAACGCCAUUGGAAGCGGGCCCUGGAGCCAGGCGGUGGUAGGCCGGACCCGGGAGUCAGUCCCAUCCUCCGGUCCCACCAAUGUGUCCGCCUUGGCCACCACCUCUAGCAGCAUGCUGGUGCGCUGGACGGAGAUCCCUGAGGCAGACCGCAACGGGCUUGUGCUAGGCUACAAGGUGAGGUACAAGGAGAAAGAUUCGGAUGCCCAGGCCCGGUUCUGGCUGGUGGAAGGCAACUCAUCCCGCAGCGCCCAGCUCACAGGCCUGGGCAAGUACGUGCUGUAUGAGCUGCAGGUGCUGGCAUUCACGCGCGUGGGCGACGGGAGCCCCAGCCGCCCGCCCAUCCUGGAGCGCACGCUGGAUGAUGUCCCAGGCCCGCCCAUGGGCAUCCUGUUCCCAGAGGUGAGGACCACAUCUGUACGCCUCAUCUGGCAGCCCCCUGCCACCCCCAAUGGCAUCAUCCUGGCCUAUCAGAUCACACACCGGCUCAACGCCACCACGGCCAACACUGCCGCAGUGGAGGUCCUGGCACCCAGUGCCCGCCAGUACACAGCCACGGGCCUCAAACCAGAGUCUGUCUACCUGUUCCGAAUCACAGCCCAGACCCGCAAAGGCUGGGGAGAAGCCGCAGAGGCCUUGGUGGUGACCACGGAGAAGAGAGAUCGCCCCCAGCCCCCCAGCAAGCCCGUGGUACAACAGGAGGAUGUCAGAGCCCGCAGCGUGCUUCUGUCCUGGGAGCCAGGCAGCGAUGGGCUCUCCCCAGUACGGUACUACACCAUCCAGACCCGCGAGCUGCCCAGCGGCAGGUGGGCACUGCACUCAGCCUCCGUGAGCCACAACGCCUCGACCUUCACUGUGGACAGGCUCAAGCCAUUCACAUCCUACAAGUUCCGAGUCAAGGCCACCAAUGACAUCGGGGACAGCGAGUUCAGCGAGGAGUCGGAGUCUCUGACCACCCUGCAGGCCGCCCCUGACGAGGCGCCCACCAUCCUGUCCGUGAUGCCUCACACCACUACGUCUGUGCUAAUCCGAUGGCAGCCACCAGCUGAGGACAAGAUCAAUGGCAUCCUCCUGGGCUUCCGUAUCCGGUACCGGGAGCUGCUCUACGAAGGGUUGAGGGCCUUCACUCUCCGAAGUAUCAACAGCCCUGGGGCCAAGUGGGCCGAGCUUACCUCUCUGUACUCCAUGCGGAACCUGACCCGGCCCAGCCUCACGCACUACGAGCUGGACAAUCUGAGCAAGCACAAGCGCUAUGAGAUCCGGAUGAGUGUGUACAACGCUGUGGGUGAGGGUCCCUUGAGCCCCCCACAGGAGGUCUUUGUUGGGGAGGCAGUGCCCACAGCAGCACCACAAAAUGUGGCCGUCCACAGUGCCACGGCCACGCAGCUGGAUGUGACCUGGGAUCCACCCCCGCUGGACAGCCAGAAUGGAGACAUCCAAGGCUACAAGAUUUAUUUCUGGGAAGCCCAACGGCGGAACCUCACAGAGAGGGUGAAGACGCUUUUCCUGGCUGAGAACAGCGUGAAGCUCAAGAGCCUGACGGGAUACACAACAUACAUGAUCAGUGUGGCGGCCUUCAAUGCCGCGGGGGACGGGCCUCGGAGCGCCCCGACCCAGGGCCAGACCCAGCAAGCAGCCCCCAGCGCUCCAGGCUCAGUCAAGUUCAGCGAACUGACCACGACCUCAGUGAACGUGUCCUGGGAAGCCCCGCGCUUCCCCAACGGCCCUCUGGAGGGCUACAGGCUGGUGUAUGAGCCCUGCACCCCGGUGGAUGGGGUCAGCAAGAUCGUGACGGUGGACGUGAAAGGCAACAGCCCACUGUGGCUGAAGGUGAAGGACCUAGCAGAGGGCAUGACCUACCGAUUCCGCAUCAGAGCGAAGACCUUCACUUACGGGCCUGAGAUCGAAGCCAAUGUCACCACGGGCCCCGGAGAAGGUGCCCCGGGACCGCCAGGAGUACCCAUCAUCGUACGGUACAGCUCCGCCAUUGCCAUCCACUGGUCCAGUGGGGACCCGGGGAAAGGGCCCAUCACUCGCUACGUCAUAGAGGCCAGGCCUUCAGAUGAGGGGCUCUGGGACAUCCUCAUCAAAGACAUCCCCAAGGAGGUGACCUCCUACACCUUCAGCAUGGACAUCCUGAAGCCGGGUGUGAGCUAUGACUUCCGGGUCAUUGCGGUCAAUGACUACGGCUUUGGCACCCCCAGCAGCCCCUCCCAGUCGGUGCCAGCUCAGAAAGCCAGCCCGUUCUACGAGGAGUGGUGGUUCUUGGUGGUCAUCGCCCUCGUGGGUCUCAUCUUCAUCCUGCUCCUGGUCUUUGUGCUGAUCAUCCGAGGCCAGAGCAAGAAGUAUGCCAAGAAGACGGACGCGGGAGGCAGUGCCAAGUCCGGAGGCCUCGGCCACGGGGAGAUGCUGAGUUUGGAUGAGAGCAGUUUCCCUGCCUUGGAACUCAACAACCGGCGGCUGUCCGUCAAGAACUCCUUCUGCAGGAAGAACGGCUUAUAUACCAGGUCCCCUCCGAGGCCCAGCCCUGGCAGCCUCCACUACUCCGAUGAAGAUGUCACCAAGUACAAUGACCUCAUCCCAGCAGAGAGCAGCAGUCUGACGGAGAAGCCUUCGGAAAUCUCCGACUCCCAGGGAAGUGACAGCGAGUAUGAGGUGGACCCGAACCCCCAGAAAGCCCACUCCUUCGUCAACCACUACAUCAGCGACCCCACGUAUUACAACUCCUGGCGGCGCCAGCAGAAAGGCAUCUCUAGGGCGCAGGCCUACAGCUACACGGAGAGUGACUCGGGAGAGCCAGACCACGUCACCUUGGCCAACAGCCACUCCGCCCAGCAAGGCAGCCUCUUCCGGCCCAAAGCCAGCCGGACUCCAACGCCCCAAAAUCCCCCCAACCCCCCGAGUCAGCAAAGCACCCUCUACCGGCCCCCCAGCAGCCUGGCCCCCGGCUCCCGGGCUCCCAUAGCAGGGUUUUCAUCUUUUGUUUGACAUCGGAAGAGGAAAAAGAAUUUAAAAAAAAAAAAAUGACACCAAAAUCCUCCUUCAUCACUUCCCACAAGCCUGCCAGAAAACAAAAACACUGAGAAACCAAGUCAACUUUUCACCUCCCAAGUUUAUUUUUCCAGAGAUUCCAGGGCCAGCAGCAUCGUCGGUGCGGAGGAGGAGGGAGAAGACCCCAAGGACAGGCGCGUGGCCAGCCCGGCGUUAACUUCCAGCCUGCGGUGCCCACUGGCCCACUGCGUGGCGGGGAGAUGGGCGGGUCCGGAGAUGAGUCUCUGCAGGACCCAGGACUUGGGCCCCUGGAGAUAGGGAGGGAGGGAGGAAAGCAAAGGACCCGAGGGCUGUCCGGCAGGCAGGCCGGCAUGGCUGGGGAGUGGGGAAGUUUCUACCCACCCCCCUCCCACUUGUGCGGCAUCCCUGGGCCCCUUGCCCAUUCACUUCUCUACACAAAGGCUGGGCACCCCCAGAGGCAAAGACCACCUUUUCUCUUUGUCCUUUCCCCUGGCUGGUGUCCCAUGCCCGCCCCCCUCCCCCACUCCACUGCCUCAUCGCCUUCCACUGCUCACCGCCCUUGAUCAAAGUCUUCACCAGGCUUAUUUAGAGAAAGGGGAGAGCAGGGUGGAAAACCUAGUUAACAAAUUCCUUGUUUUCUGCAUAAUUUUUUAAAAUUGUGAAUUCAAAGGAAAGGGCCUGAAGGCUCAGGAGGGAGAAAGUCCUACCCCCUGUUGCUUGAAUUCACUUCCCUGAGUGCAGACAAGGAGGGGGGUCAUCGGGGAGCAGAGGUGCGAGGUGCUCCACCGUGGGGAUCACUGGGUGGGGUGCCCUGCGGGAGGCCAGGGACUUUCAAUCCAGGUGCCACCUGCCUCACAGUUAGAGAAGGGGCAUGGUGUGGGUACUUAGAAAAGAAGCUAGUGGGGUGAGGGUGCUGUCUAGAGAGACACUCUCCUCUGGAUAGGUACUCUCUUGCUAACACGCUCCUCCUCCACUAUAAACCUGCCAGGAAAAUGUCCAGAGAGCUCUCUCCAGAAACCACCCCAGAGCCUCCUGGCCCUACGUCCUUUCCAGAUCAGUGUCCCUCUGUGUCCCCACCCACAGCCUCCUCAGCCCAGCAGCUGGGCGGGAGGCCCCCAGCAGCCGCUCCGGUGUAGAAGAGCCAGAGGCCCUUCCCAGCUCCCCAUAGCAUCUUCCAAGCUGGGCUCGGCCUAGCCCGACCUGAGAGCCAGGAUACCAUGUCCAGCCUGGACACAGCACUGGAGAUGCAUGGGCGGCAGGUCAGAUGGGAUGCAAGGGCACGGAUAGCUAGUGGAGAGAAAGCCUUCCACUCCCAGGAAUGUUCCAUGCCAAGGCUUUCCGGGGGGGAGGGGCUUGGUCUACCCAUCAGCUGGGACUUCCCACCCGAGGGUGUGGGGAGGGGUCUUUCAGAUGCUGUGGUAUGUCUGAGGCUCUCUGAGGGCUCCAACCAGCCUAAAGCCCACUCCACCGCAGGGGAGAGGUGGUGGCCUCCCUUAGAGGAACAGACCCACCAAAGCAUGUCUGAUUCCACGUAGGACGGAGCUUGAUGGGAGUCCCAAUGCAGACAUUACUGGCUCUGCGGAGAGGAGCGAUGCCAGAUCUGACUGAGGGCGGAGAGCAUUAGAGGAGGCCCGCAUAGGGGAAGGAGGAAUGAGGCCAAGGGAAGAGAGGGCCCGUAACCUUCCCCAGCAGGCUCACAUUAGUCACUAGGAAGGGUGCAUGGCCAGAGAAGUCCGAGUCAGGGCCAAAGGGAAGGGUGCUCUCAGACCGUGUGGGAUCCUUCCCACUCACCGGUCCCAGGGCCGGGAUAUGUGAAUGGCAACCUGUUGGAAGACAGGCUCGGCACACAGGUGACCCAGCUGCCCUGUGUGACACUGGCUCUGUGCAAGAGGAAUGUGACCAAAAAUAGCCUUGUUCCUAAGUGAGGACAAAGGAUUGAGGCUUUGUUCCUCCAGGAGUCAAGCGGCCAGGGCCACCUUGGACAUGUUGGGAAAAGGUAGGGACCCCACCCAGCAGCGUCUGGUAUCUCCAGAGACGCAUCUGUGGCCACUGCCGCUCACUCCUGUCGUCUUCUCGUGGGUUGUGUUUUUUUUUUUUAAGCGUCUUCGUCCUUUCCCCCAUCUGCAGAGGAUUUGACCAUGUAAGGAAGUUCCCAGUUUGCAUUAGGGAAUUAUUAGCCCAGUCCAGUAAGGGACUUUUGCAGAGCAAGCGGGGAUGAGUAAAAAACAUUGUGUGUGUGUAUUGCACAUGAGGCCAGUUUUCCUUGCCUUUAAUGGAUCACCUGGUGCACUGAGAUCCUACCCCCUCCCCAUGUGCUCAUUCACGCCCUUGCUGACACCCACAUGCUCACCUUUGCUCACACACCUGCGUACAGAGGUGUGCAAGGGACAUGCAUGUGUGUGUUAGCAAAGGGGCUCGUUCCACACCCUCUGGAGGCUCCAGGUGUCUCUUCCUCUCUGAGCCACAGGUGAUCUGGCUUACUUGCCCUUGGGGUGUGGCUAGGAUCUAUUGCACAAGCAGGAAAGGAAAAACAUGGCAAACCACAGCUCCUGGAAGGCCUAAGGUGAAAGUCCCCACUCACUGUCUCCCCACCCAUCUGAUUACGUGACUGGCCACUGGCCCAGCCACCCUGGUUACCCUAUAGAUCUCCAGCUGUGAAACUCUAGGUUGCUUUAAGACACCUCUUGGCCCAAGUUUACAUAUCUGCUGGGCAGUGGAGGCUCCCAGCCACUCCUCCCAGAUGCCUGGCCACAUCAAAAGGCUGUGAUGGGCAUAGCCCGUGGGUUUGGAUUCUUGGCCUCUUUGAUUUCCAGGGACGCCAGAGCUUCUGCCUGUGUGACUGUACGGGAAGCAGGUUCACAGCAGGACACACCUGGCCCCUUUGACAUUGCCUCACUGUGCCCUAAGGAAAUCUGGUAUUGUACCCGGGAGCCUACGCUUGGCACUCGGGGCUGCACUCCCUCCCACCCCGACGGUGCCUCCCACAUUCAUGUGAGGUCUGCGCUGAGACUGCCAAGCCACACACACGAGAGAGAAGCUCUGGGUUCCAGGAGCACCUUCCUCCAGGGGGUGCCAGGAAGUCUGUGAGCCCAUACUGCCUCCUUUCUGUCCUUCUCCCUCUCCACCCCCAACUGGAUACUGCCACAAGUGAGAGGGGACAAGGACGCAGUGGGGCUGGCCUUACCCAGCAUGCACUUCUCGAGGCCUUCUGUCGCUGCCCAUGUCUCCCUGGGCAGCGCGUCUAAAGGUGCCAGAACCUCACUGUAGAGCACCCUGGGCAGGGUGCCCCUCACCUUCCCAGACAGCACAGUGAAGGUGUCACAUUGCACCAGGAGCCAGCGGGCGGGAGGGGAGGGAACCCUUAGUUACCACCAGCUCCAGCGUGCCUCCGUGUGACCCUGUCCAGGGACACCCACCCUGUCCGCCACCCUGAGCACAGGUGCCCCCUUGGGACCACUGCCUUUGUCUCUGUUUCCAUAAAAUAACCCAAAGCAUUUAAGUAUGUUAUCUUUUCUUCACUCAUAUAAACUCCAAAAAACAAAAAAUCAAUACAAAUCUUUAUUUUUUUGAUUUAAAAAAAUAUAACAAAAAUUAUGGGGAGAGUAUUCAUAAUGGCAGGUGUCUAUCUGUAAGAAAAUAUAUAUAUAUCUAUAUGUCAUAUAGCUUGUUAGCAGGUUUAUUUUUUAAAUGAAAGGUAAGAAAGAAAUUGAUUUGAAAUAUAUACCAUGAGAAGUCCCAUGUCCUGUCAAACUGGUGGUAUUUUAUAAAUAAACCUUUGUUUUGGAGUUCUGAA